Messenger RNA from Sodiomyces alkalinus F11, 1545 nucleotides. Its product is annotated as translation initiation factor eIF-2B subunit family protein. Lineage: Eukaryota; Fungi; Ascomycota; Sordariomycetes; Glomerellales; Plectosphaerellaceae. The coding region runs from base 1 to 1545 and encodes 514 amino acids. Gene Ontology annotation, molecular function: S-methyl-5-thioribose-1-phosphate isomerase activity. The record is from RefSeq and is a predicted model, not a curated record. The transcript is spliced from 2 exons.
AUGCCCACACCGCCCACCAGAGCCGGAGCCAACCUCGUCUCCCGCUCCGUAGCAUCCUGCUUCCUCUUCAAGUUCCCCCCCUCCUCCAAACCCCUUGUCGCGCUCUUCCGACGCAGCGACAAAGUCAGCACCUACCGCCACUGCCUAGCGCCCAUCUCCGGCAGCGUCGAAGCCACCGACGCGAACCCCACCGCCACCGUAUGGCGCGAGCUCAACGAGGAGACCACCCUGACGCCCGCCCACAUCGACCUCUUCCGCAAGGGGAAGCCCUACUCCUUCGCGGACGAGUCGGUCGGCCGCAUAUGGACCGUCCACCCUUUCGCGUUUCGCCUCAAGUCCGAGCAGGAUGAGGCCCGGAUCCAGCUCGAUUGGGAGCAUGAAGGGUGGGAGUGGCGCGACCCGUUCGAGGUGACCGAUGAGGAAGGGUUCGGCGGGGUUCCGUUCCUCGCGAAGAGCUUGCGGAGGGUCUGGUUCGAGAUGGAGCUGGGAGAGGAACGGGGGAGGAUUCUGAGGGAGGGGCUGCUGGUCUUGCAGAAGGAUCAUGAGAGCGGGGCGAGACAGCUGGCCGGGAAGGCUCUCGAUGUCUUCCGGCAGUUGGUAUCUCUGGGCGAGGGCGAGGAUGUUGGGACGUGGUGGUACAACGUGCGGUUCUCGGCCUGGCAUCUCUGGAAGAACGGGCGGGAGAGCAUGGGUGCCGCAAUUCUGAGCGUGCUGGUCCGAUCGCUUGCCAUCAUUGAGCAGGAGGUCCGGCCUUCUGCUGCCGCCGGCGCCAUGUCGAAGGAUACCCUGGAGAAUGUGUCUCGACGCCUAGCCGAGUACGCAAACGAGCGGACGAAAACCAUCGACGGCGUGUGGAGGACCUUUUCCUCGUUUCUCCAGCGUAUGGGUCAAGGUGACAAUUCCACAUCCAACCCCAUCCGCAUCCUCACGCUUUCGUCUUCUUCGACGAUUCUGGAAUGUCUGCGCAGAGCCUCCGCCGAGGCGACGUGGAACCUCGACGUCCGGAUCCUGGAAUCCCGCCCGCGGUUCGAGGGCAUCUCUAUGGCUUCCAAACUCGCCAGCGGGGUCCGCGAAGUGCCAUCAUCCGACGAACGAUCCCGGGCCGGAAGACCUCCUCUCCAGCUCACCCUCUAUUCGGACGCCGCGGCCGCCGUGGCGGGCAGGGACGUCGACGUCGUGCUCCUGGGCGCAGACCUGAUCGACGCCCAAGGCGCCGUGAGCAACAAGAUGGGAUCCCUCCCCGCCGUCCUGAGUGCGCGGCACGUUUCUCCCGCGGCCCGGGUGGUCGUGCUGGCCGAGCAGGAGAAGAUCCUCCCGCUACCCGUGCCCGAGCAAGACGAGCAGAAUGAUUUUGGCGAGCUCAUCAAGGCUUGGUCCAGCGAGGAGAGCCUUCAGGUAGAGGUCAAGAAUCCAUACUUUGAGUGGGUGCCUCCAGAUUUGAUCGACUUGUAUUUGUUUGAGGAUGGAGAGAAGACUCCGGCCAUGGUGGCGGCCCAGACGGAGAAGCUAAGUGAGCAGACGGACCGGCUUUUUGCUGAAGAGUAG